UUCCAAGGCUUCAGAAUUUAAUUUCGUAUUUGCCGGGACAAAGUCUAUCCCGCUUAUCUUUCCUACUUCCGAUUCGCAGAUUCUAUUUUCUCCGUCUAUUUUUAUUCUUCCCUGAACUACUGUAAGUCGAUACCAAUUUGUACUUCGCUCCUGAUAUUAAAAUACAUGCCUUUAACUUAUUUUAAUUCCCAUUUAUUAUUACCACGUGCGCGCCGGAUGUACAUUUUUAUCGAGAAAAUAAAGGAUCAAUAAUCAUGCAAUUAUAAUCAUGUAAUUACGAUUGAAAUACGUUACGAGUGAAAUAUGUAGGCGUUUUAUGUGUGUAUGUGCGUCCGUGUAUAAAUGUGAGUUCACAGGCUUUCGACCAUAAUAUAUUGUUCAAUUACUCUAAUCUAUAUGUGACGUAUCGGCAAAUUCCAUAGGAUGGUAUCUCAUAAAUUCAAGAGCUUGCGUCGCAUACACCGCAAGCUGAGCAAGUAGUGUGAAAUAAUAAGCCGGCUCGUGUUGUAAUACUUUUGUACAUCGACUUUUCAACGUAAAAUGGCCACUCGUUGGGGUAUAGCAGGCGCUGGAAAGAUAUCAAACGAUUUUGUAACUGCUCUUCGAGUAUUGCCGAGCACCGAACAUGUGGUCGUCGCGGUAGCAGCCCGCGAUUUGUCAAGGGCACAGAAAUUUGCUGGCUUGCACGAUAUUAAAAAUGCGUAUGACGAUUACGUGAAAUUAGGGCAGAACAAAGAUAUCGAUGUCGUGUACGUUGGGACGAUACAUCCUCAGCAUUUCGAGAUCGUGAAAUUAAUGUUGAAUCAUGGGAAACACGUUCUAUGCGAAAAAGCUAUGACUAUGAAUUUAAAGCAGACGACAGAAUUGAUCAAUUUAGCGAAGCAGAAAAAGUUGUUCUUGAUGGAAGCUAUUUGGAGCAGAUGCUUCCCUGUAUACGAACGUCUCAAGAAAGAGCUUGAGAAGAAUACUGUCGGGGAAAUUCAUCAGGUCAUUGUGCCUUUCGGAUUUCAAUUGACCGAUGUUGAAAGAAUGACCUCAAAGAGUUUGGGGGCCGGUACCGUAUUGGAUUUAGGCGUAUAUGGCAUACAAUUCGCUAAUUGGGUAUUUAACAAUGAAAUGCCUGAGACGGUGCAAGCUACCGGUUGCUUGAGCCAAGAGGAAAUCGACGUGUCGGUGUCGGCCAGUUUCAUUUACAAAGGGAAUCGCACCGCUACCAUCAUUACUCACUCGUUGGUCACUUUACCUAACGAGGCUUACGUAAUUGGUACGAAGGGGAUGAUAAAAGUGCCGAAUUUCUGGUGCCCCACGUACAUGGUAUUGCCGGACGGAAGUAAAAUAGAGUCACCGCUUCCGCAAACCAAGGGCCAAUUUAAUUUUAUCAACAGCGCCGGGCUGAGCUACGAGGCCAAGGAAGUUCGCGAGUGCAUUUUACAAGGCAAACUCGAAAGCUCUAAAGUAUCGCAUGCCGAUUCCCUGCUAAUCGCCAAGCUGGAAGACGAGAUCCGCAGGCAGGUCGGAGUUACAUAUCCGGAAGAUGAUUGAAUGUUCGAAUUUAAUCAUUUCUAUGGGAUUCCAAUACCGAGUAUCAUAUUGAAUAUUAAGAGGGAUCACGAAUUAUUUUACUGAAAAUAAAUGCAUUAUGAAAUUAUCUUA
Messenger RNA from Ceratina calcarata, 1653 nucleotides. RefSeq names its product trans-1,2-dihydrobenzene-1,2-diol dehydrogenase. The transcript has 5 exons. The coding region runs from base 541 to 1542 and encodes 333 amino acids. NCBI's taxonomy places the organism in Eukaryota, Metazoa, Arthropoda, Insecta, Hymenoptera, Apidae. Gene Ontology annotation, molecular function: nucleotide binding. The record is from RefSeq and is a predicted model, not a curated record.